This is a messenger RNA of Hordeum vulgare subsp. vulgare (domesticated barley), 821 nucleotides long. RefSeq lists its product as uncharacterized. The coding region runs from base 220 to 483 and encodes 87 amino acids. NCBI's taxonomy places the organism in Eukaryota, Viridiplantae, Streptophyta, Magnoliopsida, Poales, Poaceae. The record is from RefSeq and is a predicted model, not a curated record. The transcript is spliced from 2 exons.
AGCAGCAAAAUAAAAAUAUAAAAAAUUAAAAGCGAGCCAACGCUCCAAGCCGCGCCUCCUCCGCACGGGGAUAAAAGCCGCCCCGGCGUCACGCGCACAGAGCAGAGAACGGCCACUCCGCAGCAUCCAAGCCAAGCCACCCACGACGCCGCCGACGGAACCGCCGCUGCAAAACCGCCAGAAAGAAGCACCUCGCGAGCGGCGGCGGCGGCGGCGCUGAUGGCGUGUUGGCGGAAGAAGGUCGUGUUCCGGGCGCGCCGUGCGUGGGCCGCCGUCUCCAGCCGCGUCCUCCGCGGCAGCAAGUCCGGCAGCGGCGGGAUACUGAAGCUCCACGAGGACGUGCAGACCUGCGGGUACCAGGACGUGCAGGUCAUGUUCGACAUGCUCACCUCUGAGUUGGAGGCGGCGCACGCCCGCAACCGCAAGCAGCCUCCAUCGCCCCCGCCGGCGUGGUCCAGCCGCUUGUCGUUGUCCUCGGCGUGACCGGGGGCAGCACUGGAGAGAAGAAGACCAUUCGUUGCAGUGCAUGGCACUCACGAAGAACGUUACCAUGUUACCACUAGUUUACAAGUUACUGCUGCCUGUGCAUCAGGCGACCAUCCCCCUGCUUCUUCAUCUACCCCCGGCGAGAGAGCGAAAGACCGCCCUGUUGAUGGUGUGUAAAUAGAGGCGGUGUCUGAAGUUUUUGCCAGCCGGGAGGAAGAGGGAGGCAAGUGGGGUUUCAUUUCAAUUGCUGUCAUUUUCUUGUCAGAUUUUGCGAGGUUUUCACAUGCUGUGCGUGCAUUUGGAAGAAAUCGAGACUUGUUUGUUUGUUCGCAUAA